GUAAUGAAUUUGUUUCUGUCAUCAACACCAUUACCCAUUUCUUAACCAUGUCAUUCCCUUUCUCCACCAUUGCAACCUGCUCCAACUUUAAAGGCUAAGGCACUCAUUGUUUGUCUAGACUAAAGAAAAUCUGAAGCAUGGAAGAAGGAAUUGUGACUGUGGGAGCUGGGCUUGCUGAUCUUGCUAUACAGCUUUAUCACUUCACAGGUAACUAAAUUAGCUGUUCCCCACAGUUCAAAAUCCUGGUAGUUCUGUUGGGAUUUCUGUAUGAUCUUAUGAAGCAAAAUUGCUGCAGGAUGGGGAUAAGAAGCUUGGUGUUGGAAUCAGCUGAUAGCUUGAGGUCUAGCGGAUUCGGAUUCAUGGCACCUAAUGCCUGGAAGGCCUUGGAUUCAUGCUCAUUCCAUCAUCUCAUUCAUCUUCAAGUUGACUAUAAGUUGUUUUCUUUACUGAUGAAAGUCUGCAACUCUCUGAAAUUGGACUGUCGGAAUUGCGGAUGGGUCGAAUAUCACAGGGGAACUUGUGCUUCGCCAAGGCGCCGUCGUUUAAGGAGUUUUUCUUGACCCUUCGUCCAAGUUCUCACCUUUCUUACUUUCUUUGCCGGGAAUCGGAAAACGUUUCUCAACUGUACUUUUAUAAACGUUUCUCCAAUUUCGACUUCAAUUACAUUUGCUCGGAGUGAAAAGCCCUACCAAAAACCCUUGCUUUUUCAUUCGAUUCUCUCUUCCCAAGCAGACGGGAAAGGGGAAUUCCAUGGCGGGCGGUCGAUUCAGAGAGCUACUGAAGAAGUACGGGAAAGUAGCACUAGGGGUUCACUUCUCCGUCUCCGCCGCUUCCAUCACGGGGCUCUACGUCGCCGUCAGGAACAACGUCGACGUCGAGUCGGUCUUCGACAAGCUCCAUCUCCCGGGGCUGUCGAGCAAAGAAUCCCCCACCGCCGAGCAAAUCCAGGAGCAGCAAGCUCCUCGGCCCAGCGGCGGCGGUAUCGAAUCGGAGGCGCAUCGGGCGCCGGCGGAAUCGACGACGGUGGUGGUGAGUGGCCAGGAGGAGACGAAGGGGAGGAGUCGGGUGGCGGAGCUCGCUGCUUCGAGCGGUGGCGCGCUCGCUCUGGCUUUGCUGUUCAACAAGGCGCUGUUCCCGAUUCGGGUCCCGAUCACCCUCGCGCUGACGCCUCCCGUUGCGAGGGCUUUGGCCAGGAGAGGAAUGAUCAAGAACAGUACUGUAUGAGCUUCAAAUUGUACUUCUUUUCUAUUAUAUUCAAUUCGUUUUGCUUCUGAGUGAUUUUGGGUAGCUUUUUAGAACACAAGAGAUGAAAGGGGAAUUAUUGAUUAUGGUUCUUUGAGUAGUGGUUUCAGAAUUUGCGACAGUAGCAAUUAUCCAUAUGUGGUUUUGCUGUGCAUACUUUGUUGUUCAGAAUAAUAGUGAAAGAUUCUA
This is a messenger RNA of Linum trigynum, 1431 nucleotides long. The record is from the annotation of a GenBank genome assembly. Lineage: Eukaryota; Viridiplantae; Streptophyta; Magnoliopsida; Malpighiales; Linaceae.